GAUUUUUUUAUUUUUUUAUUUUUAUAAAUAUGAAACGAUAUUUUUAUUAACCCGACGAUAAGUUUGGUUUUCCCCAAUGAAGCGAAACGGAAAUUCUGCUAGAGCCGAUGGCAGCAACUCAAAGUCAGCACGUGCUUCGCUUGGUCCUCUCAUGCCGCAACAUCACGGCGCACGUGACACAGCCAGGGACCUCCUACAUCGUCGCCAUGGCCUCCUCCACCGAGCAAGAAUUCCUCAUCCAAUACCGCUCUAAGCUCAGUCAAUUCCCCCGCUCCCACCUUUACUGGGACGCCAAAGUGGCUUCCAGAGUCGGAGAGAAACUCGGCUUCCGCUUGAAGGAAAUCGGCGUCAGCAACAUCUCCAUCGAUGUUAAUGAAGAGAUCUCCAUACCCAUUCACCGACGCAGAUUGCUUACGCCGCUCUUUGAUUCGUUACGCCGCGUUGGUGUCGAGAUUGAUGGUGCCGAGAGGUUGGGCGAAAUCGAGCCUAGCUAAGGUUAGGUUUUCAUUUCGAAAUAAUUUUUGCCCCUGUUUUCUGUAAUAAAAGAUUUGUUUUUUUGGUGCUUCUAUUUGCACAGAUUAGGGUUCUGAAUAAAUUUAGUCUGAUUCACAAUUGAUGAAUUUUUCCUUUUCAGUUAACCAAAAUGAAAUUUGUUUCAUUGAAAUUAAUAAUAUUACAUUAUACAUUGUUUUGGUGAAAGGGGUC
This is a messenger RNA of Durio zibethinus, 705 nucleotides long. Its product is annotated as Ribosomal L18p/L5e family protein. Gene Ontology annotation, biological process: translation. Gene Ontology annotation, cellular component: ribosome. NCBI's taxonomy places the organism in Eukaryota, Viridiplantae, Streptophyta, Magnoliopsida, Malvales, Malvaceae. The record is from RefSeq and is a predicted model, not a curated record. Gene Ontology annotation, molecular function: structural constituent of ribosome; 5S rRNA binding.